This is a messenger RNA of Corvus hawaiiensis (hawaiian crow), 6067 nucleotides long. RefSeq names its product RNA binding motif protein 27 (gene RBM27). NCBI's taxonomy places the organism in Eukaryota, Metazoa, Chordata, Aves, Passeriformes, Corvidae. Gene Ontology annotation, molecular function: metal ion binding; RNA binding. The record is from RefSeq and is a predicted model, not a curated record. The transcript has 22 exons. Gene Ontology annotation, cellular component: nucleus. Bases 72 to 3170 code for a protein of 1032 amino acids. Gene Ontology annotation, biological process: mRNA processing.
GCUGCGGGCGGUGCCGGGCAGGCCGCGGCGAUGGCGGCGGUGUAGCUGUGAGCGGGCGGUGCGGGGCCACCAUGAUCAUCGAGAGCGUAGACGCGCUCAAGUCCUGGCUGGCCAAGCUGCUGGAGCCCAUAUGUGACGCAGACCCCUCAGCCUUGGCCAACUAUGUUGUGGCGUUAGUCAAGAAAGACAAGCCCGAGAAGGAGCUGAAGGCUUUCUGUGCUGACCAGCUGGAUGUGUUUCUGCAGAAAGAAACUUCAGGGUUUGUAGAUAAACUUUUUGAAAGUUUGUACACCAAGAGUUACCUUCCUUCUGCUGAGCCCACAAAGGCAGAGGCGAAGGCUGCAGGGCAAGAGAAAGAGGAAGUCAAGGAGGAGUUGUGUGUUAAACAGAGUUUUCAAGAGUCUGUUGAAGAAGAGCGGGAGAGCAGGAAGAAGAAGUAUUCCAGUCCCCAGAGGAGCCGUGCAGAUUCCAGUGAGCAAAGAACCAGAGAGAAAAAGCGGGAUGAUGGGAAAUGGAGGGACUAUGACAGGUACUAUGAUAGGAGUGACUUGUACAGGGAGAAGUCUGGCUGGCGCCGGGGCAGGAGUAAAAGCCGGAGCAAAAGCAGAGGGUUAAGUCGGAGUCGCAGCCGCAGCAGGGGCCGGAGCAAAGACCGGGAUGGCAGCAGGAGCGGGCUAGUUCAGGUCUGUCGGAAAAGUAAGUGGCACAGAUUACAGCAUUCCACGCACCUUGAGACCGCGUUAGUUAAGGGCAGAGAGCACCGAGAGAGAGAGAGAUCAAAAUACAAGAGUGAAAAAAAUGAUGUCGAAGGCUCAUAUAAUCCGGUGUCUGCAUCUCCCAGUAAAUCCUCUGAACAGUAUUCCUCCGCACAAGCUAUUCCCAAUGCUGUAACUGUAGUUGCACCUGCGCACCACCUUGAAAGCACCACAGAGAGCUGGUCAAAUUUCUUCAACAAUCACAACAAUCCCAGUUCAUUUGGCAGAAACCCUCCUCCUAAAAGAAGAUGUCAAGAUUAUGAUGAGCGAGGCUAUUGUGUCCUUGGUGAUCUCUGCCAGUUUGAUCACGGAAAUGAUCCUUUAGUAGUAGAUGAAGUUUCCUUGCCGAGUAUGAUCCCGUUCCCGCCGCCGCCGCCGCCGGGGCUGCCGCCGCCGCCGGGGAUGCUGCUGCCGCCGCUGCCGGGGCCCGUGCGCGGCCUGAGGCUGCCGGUGCCGCAGCCGCACCCGCAGCCCCCGCCGCCCGUCGUGCUGCCUGUCCCGCGACCACCUUUAACACAGUCCAGCUUGAUAAACAGUCGUGACCAGCCGGGGACAAGCGCAGUGCCCAGUCUUGCACCCAUAGGAGCAAGGCUGCCUCCUCCUCUGCCCCAGAACCUGCUCUAUACAGUGUCAGAACAUACAUAUGAGCCAGAUGGCUAUAACCCUGAAGCUCCUAGUAUUACCAGUGCUGGUAGAUCUCAGUAUCGGCAGUUCUUUACGAGAGCACAAAUGCAGCGUCCAAAUCUAAUUGGCCUAACAUCUGGGGAGAUGGAUACAAACCCUCGAGCUGCCAACAUUAUCAUCCAAACUGAACCUCCCAUUCCCAUUACAAAUAACAGCAGCAAUGUCACUAGAGUUGUCCUGGAACCAGAUAGCAGGAAAAGAUCUCCAAGCAGCAUGGAAUGUCCACCAUUGAAGAAGCCCUGGUUGGGAAAGCAAGUAAAUAACAACCAGAAUAAGCCAGGGUUUUUGAAAAAGAAUCAGUAUACUAAUACAAAAUUAGAAGUUCGAAAAAUCCCACCAGAAUUGAACAAUAUUACACAGCUCAACGAACACUUCAGCAAAUUUGGAACUAUUGUAAAUAUUCAGGUUGCUUUCCAGAACGAUCCUGAAGCUGCUCUCAUUCAGUACUUGAGUAACGAUGAGGCAAGGAAGGCAAUUUCCAGCACGGAGGCAGUGCUGAGCAAUCGGUUUAUCCGGGUGCUGUGGCACAGGGAAAGCGAGCAGCAGCCCCCAGUGCUGCAGCAGCAGCCACCACCCACCCCCCAGGCCCUGCAGCACCUGCAGCAGCAGGCCCUGGCCACACCGCCCGCCGUGACCAUGCACAGCAGCCUGUCCAAGGUGAUGAACAAACCCCUGGCAUCUGGUGCCUAUGUCCUUAACAAAGUCCCAGUGAAAAGGCGCCUUGGAGCAGCGGGUGGGAGCCAGCCUGAGCUGAGCCAGCCCGGGGCUGGGGUGGAGGAGUCUCAGAUAUUUCCUACUUCUACAAGCCACUCAAAAAUGCUUUACAGUUCUCCAAACUUGAAGACAACUCUGAAGUCUGGUGCAGGGUCUAAACCUCAUGAUGUGCAAGAAGCCCUUAAAAAAAAACAGGAGGCAAUGAAACUCCAGCAAGAUAUGAGGAAAAAGAAGCAGGAGAUGUUAGAAAAACAAAUAGAAUGCCAGAAGAUGUUGAUAUCCAAGCUGGAGAAAAACAAGGCCAUGAAACCAGAAGAGAGAGCAGAAAUUAUGAAGACUUUAAAAGAACUAACAGGAAAAAUAUCUCAGCUAAAGGAUGAAUUGAAAACCUCAUCUACAACCUCCACACCAUCCAAACUGAAGUCCAAGACAGAGGCACAGAAGGAACUGUUGGACGCAGAGCUGGACUUCCAUAAGAGACUGUCCUCUGGAGAGGACACGACUGAACUGCGGAAAAAGCUCAAUCAGUUACAGGUGGAGGCUGCUCGGUUAGGAAUCUUGCCUGUUGGUCGAGGAAAGACAGCGCCAGCCCAAGGCAGAGGCCGGGGCCGGGGCCGUGGGGGCAGAGGACGGGGAAUGUUGAACCACAUGGUGGUGGAUCAUCGGCCCAAAGCACUCACCGUGGGAGGCUUCGUUGAAGAGGAAAAAGAUGAAUUGUUACAGCACUUCUCUAAAUUUGGAGAUAUCGAAGACCUUCAAGAAGAGGAUUCCCCAUUAAGUGUUGUUGUAACUUUUAAGUCCCGCUCAGAAGCUGAGAAUGCUGCUAACCAGGGAUCCCGGUUCAAGGACCGACGGCUCCAGAUCUCGUGGCACAAACCCAAGGUACCUUCUGUGUCCACAGAAGUAGAGGAAGAGGAGUCCAAGGAAGAGGAGACUGAAACCUCAGAUUUAUUUUUGCACGAAGAUGAUGAUGAUGAUGAUGAAGAUGAGGAUGAAUCCCGUUCUUGGAGAAGAUGAAACUUGAUGUUCGAAAUGUAUAAUUUUAGGAAUAUAGUUCAAACUACAUCUUUUAAACGUUUAUUUAAGGAAGUUGAUGAGCCAAAAAAAGCUUUACUUUCUUUUUCAAACCACAAGAUUUACCAUGAGCAGUUUGGUAUGAAAACAUUUGGGACACAGAGCUGUGAGACUGAGCUAGCCAAAGGCCCAGGAACUUCUUACAGGAUUAUCAAGCUCACCAGGGUGGUGAUUUUUUUCUAUUUAAGAAGGAUAAAAAGGGGGGGGGGAGGGGUAAGGGGGGGGGAGUUGGAAAUCAGUAUUUUCUUGUCCUCUUUUUGUGUCACCUGUAUUACCUUGUUUUGGGUUUUUUAUAAUGUGAUUGAUUUGUUAGUUUAUAAUUGAAAAGAUAUUACAGGUUUUAUUUAGCAAUAUUACGGGGUUAGGGGAAAGACAAACUUUCAUUAAAUAUUAUGAAAGAAAAAACUGGCCUCAUUUGCUCGUUGAAAAAAGGUAGCAUUUUGUUUCCUGUGGAGUCUCAUGUUGUAGGAAUUAUUUGUUGCUAGAUUCUUAAAUCAUUUACUUCAGUAUGUUUGACAGCCACACAGUCUCUAUGUUGUGCUGCUUUUUGUGAGAGGAGGUGGAAGAAACAAUUUAACAGGGUAUUGUUAUAACAUUGUCCAGUUCACUCUGUUUCUCCAAAUUCUGCUUCACAGAAAACAUCAGCAGGGACACACACACUGGAGUGGAUUUGCACUCCUUCUUGAUUUCCUUCUGUCAUUUCAGUGUAAGGCUCGGUGUAAGUCAGGCUGUUCAUUGCAUUUCAGUAUUUGUGAGCAGGAAUGGAAGGAGUUCCAGUCUUCCUCGAAAGCAGCUAAGCUGGCUCCUGUCUACCAGCCAGGAGCAACUCUCCUCCUCUCCCUGUUCCCAGCCAUGUUCCAGGCAGAGCCCUGAGGUGUUCAGAGCAGGGUGGGUUUCAGCCCAUAGGACUGGGGUGUCCUGCUUAGCCUGGCCCCAAACCAGGGUCCAGUGCCCCAAGGGUGUUGUGAGCUGGGUCUCCAGGGGGUGUCCCUCAUGGCCCAGGGCAGUUCUUUCAGGCGUGUUGAGCUGAACCCCGUCACGUGCUCCAUUGCCUCGCUGCUGUCCGUACCCCCGGCAGGGCUGGGCGCUGACGGCACACGGGGAGCCAGGGGCUGGGUGCCCGAGCCAGGGGCUGGGUGCCCGAGCCAGGGGCUGGGUGCCCGAGCCAGGGGCUGGGCCAGCUCUGGGCUCUGUGGCUCUCAGCCGGGGCACCCAGCAGCACCUUCCCUGACUGCCCACUUGCCCUGGGCACUCCUCAGUAAUUUGAUGUGUGGUUUUACACAAAAUCAACACCAUGUCCAUGCACAGCACUCUUCUCUCUCAAAUGAUUGCCAGAGUAGUCCCCAGUAAUUCCUGACUGAAGGACAGUAUCUACCAAACCCUUCACCUGCCUGUGGCUCUGAAUGUGGCAUGGGGAAGGUGCUGAGCACUCUUUGGGGUCACAGCCCUGCUGCCUCCAUCCUUGUGCUAUGGUGGGGUAUCCAACUCGUGUAAUGUCUUGUCAACUGAAGGGAAUGUCUCCAGUAUUCUGUCUCUUUCCAGACCUCCCCUCUUGUUAGAAUUAGGACUGUCCUGCUAAUGCUGAGGCUAAAUUCCAGGCAUGAAGAAAUGGAGGGGAAACCUACCCUACAUAUUUACAAGAAUGUCUUGCUCUUCUCCCAUGAUCUCUAAGGGUUUUAAUGUCUGUGGCACAGUGUGUAUCUUGAGAAGUCCAUUGCGGCAAACAUGUCCAAGUCCUGACAAAAAGUGAGAGAGGGAUCAAAAGGAUUUAUAUAUUUUUUUGUACAGAGGUUUUUCUUAAACUGUAUAAUUUUGUAAAUAUUUUGCUUUUUUUGUGUACUAAAAUUACCGGCGUAUAGAUUUCAAUAAGAAUUGUUGUAUUUUUGUAUUUGGAAAAUGAAAAUUACAGUGGAUUAAUCUGUAAGAAAAAUUGCAGUAGCCUUUGACACACACAGAAUGGAUUCCUUUUCAUAUGGUUUUAGCUCUAAAGUGACACUGGGGUGGCACCUCUGUCCAGGGGCGUGGGUGAGGGAGCAAGGGCCAUCUUUGAGAGCUUCCUACAAUUACUUUUUGCCCUCACAGUACCCCUGGCAGGCUGGCCUGAGUCCCGGGUGCCAUCCCAAGGGUGGCUGCUGCCCAGGGGGCUGGAAGUGCCCCCCAGCCUGGCUGUACCCAGGGGGUAGAGGGACCACAUCUGGCGCUGGGGGCUGGAGGAGGAGGAGGGGAGCUGUGUGAAACUGGUCUGCCUUUUGACAAAGCUUAUGGACCCUCUUAUAUUUUAGGGCAUGCUGGGUAUCUCUUGGAGUGGUUUGGCUUGGAUUCUGUGUUUCCAUAGUCAGCAGGGCAGUACAGCUGAGUUUAUUUCAUGGUGAUGCUUUACUGGGAAAUUCACCUGUUCCUUGGGUGAAACACAACCCACAGGGUCCCUGUGUGCCCCAGCCAAGUGUACCAGCUUGAGCUGGGGGACAGACACUGAAGGAGGAUGGGAUGGGGAAAGGAAGUCACUGUGGAAAGAAUUCCCUCCCUUUCCUUGCUGAAUUAACCUCAGCAAAAUAAACAAAACCACGUCAUCAAAUCUGAAACCAGGCACCUGCUUAGGAAAGCACCACUUUAACAAAAUCAUGUGAAAAGGAACAAAAGCUCCUCUUGGUGUAUAGUAACCUUGUACUAUAGUUUUUACAGAUUGUGAACUUGUGUAAUAGGAUAAUAGCAGAUAUUGUUGAAUUUCUAAUUGUUUAUACAUUAAAAUUCAUAUAUGUAAUGUUUGUUUUAUUGAUUACAAGCCAAAUUUCUAAGAUGCAUGUUGACUUUUUUGCAAUAAAGUUCUACUAUGGAAUGGU